Vanessa atalanta (red admiral) is the source of this 1585-nucleotide messenger RNA. RefSeq lists its product as uncharacterized. Lineage: Eukaryota; Metazoa; Arthropoda; Insecta; Lepidoptera; Nymphalidae. Bases 5 to 1153 code for a protein of 382 amino acids. The record is from RefSeq and is a predicted model, not a curated record. The transcript is spliced from 21 exons.
GAAAAUGACUAUCUACAAAGUACUCUUUAAUUUAAUCGGCCUUGAUUCAACGGUCACUGAUCAGAUUAGGAACAGAAGAACGCCCAACGACGACGACACUGGAAGAGCCGAACAAUCUUCGUCAACAAGUCGUGUUCCGGAUUCAAACAUGAGCCGCGAACCAUUGGUCGAUAAUAGUGCCGGCCCCUCGCAAUCUACAACGGAAGAGCAAUCACACCAAUCAGGCAAUACUGGUCAUGCUGAGCCGUCAGGUUCUGCUAUUAUCGAGAUCUCGGAUGAGGAAAGUAAUGGGCCUUCAGGAUCUUCGAAUGCAGCACUACCCGCCGAAAGAAAAAGGAAGAUUGGCGGUGAAAUGACCCUUUACAAAUUGCGUUUUAGUCUAGUUGGGACAAAUUCGACGGUCAAUGAUCAGACUGGAUCUACGAUAAAUAACAACGACGAGAAUAGGGAGGACACCGGGAGAGCUGGACAACAUACGUCACCGACUAGUGUUUCACGUCCAAACGUGACCAGCGCGUCCAAUCAAAACAUCCGUAAAUUGACGGAUCGAAUUAACAGCGUACAAUGCUGGGUGACAAAUAGGCCACUCCCAAAUAACUUCAAUUCUGGGCAGAAUCAGCGUUCGGAUUCUAAUAUUAUAGAGAUCUCGGAUGAGGAGAGUAAUGCAUCCGCAGCAGGACCUUCGUCUCGGGCAUCAGUUAAUGCACAACGCCCGAUCGAAAAUACAAGGAAUGACGAAAUGACGUUAUACUCCUAUUCGUUAAAACUAAAAGUCGCUCGUGAAAACACGAAUUUUUUCACUGACCAGAGUACAUACAGGUUAAGGAACAGGAACGAAGAAAGUGAAGAAGAAACUGAGGAAAUUGUUCCGCCACAAAAUGUGAUCUCUCAAGAAGUGAUCAAUAAAUUGAUCGAUUCAUGCGAUGAACUGUCUCAGUCAAAUAUUAGAUCAGAAACACAGCCAGCCAAUUCACAGGGUCCACAAUCGGAUACAAAUGUUAUAGAAAUCUCGGAUGAUGAGACGUCCUCAGGACCUUCUGCAAUGGCACCACCGAAUGCUUCACAAACUAUCGAAAAGGGUAACUCCUCGCAUGAAAAAAAAAUUAAACAAGAGAAGGAAGAUUCCGAGCAAGAUGACGAUGCUCAAGCUUAAACUUGUUUUCGAAGACGCGAUGCUCGUCCCUUCAUUAAAGGGAAAAUAAUGCAAUGGGCGACAACGAUGACUAAAAGAGGAUGCUGAGGAAGUUGGUGUAUGUUCGUCACUCGGAUCCUUGCCUAAUCAGCAAAACAUUGAUCGAGUCACACGCAAAUAAGGCCAACUCGGGACAGGGUCAACUCACAGAUUCUACUGUUAUAGAGAAUACGGCUACUAUGACGAGUACAUCAUGUCAAGAUCGACCAUCUUCACCAGCACCAUGACCCUUUGAAAAGAUCAACUCCUUAUAAGAAAAGCAAUACAAACAAGAGAUGAAAUAUUGGUGAUAAUGUGACUAAGUUUAACGUGAGCAACGCUUGCCUGACACUGAAAAAGAUAAAGGAUUAGCCUUAAGGUCGACCUUAAAGACUCGAUUUUCGUCAUGGGUCA